AUGAAGCUACUUUUAAUAGCAAUUUGCUUGUCAGUUCUCGCAUUUGUCAGUCAUGCCGAUGAAAGACAAAAUUCCUUUCAUCAGAAUGUUCAAAACUUACUCAAAAGUCGCCAACAACAUGGACUGCAAUAUCAUCACUCGGCUUCAGAUUUAAAUGAACACUACAAAUAUCCAUCCCAAGCAGAACCAGGUGCAGCCAAUUCUCUUCCUAAUUCAAGAGAUCGAUGGAUUGGUGUUAAGAUGAGUGCCAAAUUGUAUGGUCCAGGAAAGAAGCACAUUCGACUAUUGGGAGAAAAUCAACAGCAAAAUAAUAAAGGAAACGAAAUAAAUAAAGAAUCAUAUCCAGGAAGUGAAUCGACAGAAACAAUAUCAAAUUCAAGGAAAUCUCCUACUUGCAGUUGCACGAAAUUCUUAUCAAUCUUCAAUGACGCUAGGACGAUCACAUCCAUGCGCCGAGUAAAUGAAAGAAAUUUACAAGCCAGUGGAUUCAUAAUGCAAGAUGACGACAUCGGUUAUACAGAACCAGGUGCAAAUUUGAUCAAUUCUGGUGCUGAAAAUAGAAAUGCUGAAACAAUCACAACUGUUGCUGGUUUGCUUCGAGAUAGAGAAGACAUUGAUGUUAAUUCAAUUUUAAACUAUGCCAAAUGUUUACAUUGCCGAAACUUGACAUUGACUUCUCAUUCCAAAUAUCGUUCCAUAGAUGGAUUUGGAAACAAUUUGAAAAAUCCCUUCUGGGGAACUUCAGGAACUCCAUUCAGUCGUUUUGGUGCUAAAGCUUAUGAAGAUGGAAUUCAUUCCAUUCGAAAAAGCGUGAUGGGAAAUGACUUGCCAAGUCCAAGGAAGAUUGUAACGAAAGUUUUGCUGCAAGCUCAAAAAGCAAAUCCACCAACUCAAACUCCGAACACUCUCAUCAAUAUGCUCGUUCUUUAUCUGACUCAUGACAUGGCAUUCCAAGCACCAAUUGAAGGAAGCUAUGACAAUGAAAACAUCAGAUGCUGUUCCAACAGAAACAAAAACGUUUUGGCACCAGAAUUUUCACAUUCUGCUUGUUUACCAGUCACAGUUCCUGAGAAUGAUCCGUUUUAUAGGAAAGCAAAUGUGAAAUGUUUGAACAUGGUUCGUGCUCAACAAUCUUCAUCCCCUUGCACUCUUCAAAAUGGUGAGAUUCUCAACAAAGCUACAUCGUACAUCGAUCAUUCAAUUGUGUAUGGAAGUGAAGAUCUCGACACAAGGAAAAUCAGAACUUUCUCCAGUGGUAAAUUGAGAAUCCCAUCAAAUAAAGUUUUGCCAACUGAUAGAUUUGGAAAUUACUUACAAAGUAGUCUUCGUUUAGCAGUUGCGCCAAUUGGAGCUGUUUGGCCAUCAAUUUUUGCAAGAAAUCACAAUAAACUUGCUGAAGGUUUAGCUGCUGUCAACCCUCAAUGGGACGAUGAAACGCUCUUCCAAGAAGCUCGAAGAAUCAACAUCGCAAUUUUCCACAGCGGAAUCUUCUCGGGACGAAUCAUUGAAACUAUUUUCAAAAAGCGAAUCAACGAAACAUACAAAGAAAACUUUGAUGCUUCAACUUCUCUUGAAUUUUCAACUGCUUAUCGUAUUGGACAUUUUUAUCUUCAACCUGAGAUGUUGUUGAUUGAUGAAACAGGAACCACUGAGAAAGUUCCUCAUUCUGAAACUUUAGGACGACUUGACUUGGUAGAAAAUUAUUUCGAAGCAACAGUUCGUGGACUUUUACAACAGCCAGUCAAUUAUUUGAAUUACUCAGAAGAGAUAUUCAACAGAUUUGCAAAGAAUAAAGAUGGAAUGGGACUCGAUCUUCUCUCAAUUGAUAUUCAAAGAGGACGUGAUCACGGUUUGCCAACAUUUUUAGAUGCAAGACGAAAAAGUGGAUUCAAAGCUGAUUUCAAAACUUUCGACGAUUUAACUGAAAUCUUUCCACAACAUAAUGUUGAAUUAUUGAAAUCGGUUUAUGAAGAUGUUGAAGACAUUGAUCUUUAUGUUGGCGCUAUGUUGGAAACAUUCUCAAGUCUGGAUGAAGUUCUUGUUGGAGAGACUUUGGGAUAUGUCAUUGGUCAUCAAUAUCAACGAUCUGUUGGAGGUGACGUUUACUUCUACACGCAUAAGGUGAAUCCACAUCCUUUCACCGACUCUCAAAUUCACGCAAUUGAUUCAUUCACAUUCAACCAUUUGAUCUGUCAAAAUACCAACGUCGAGUUUGUUCCAAAGAACUGGUUGAUUGUUGAAUCUCCAACAAAUCCAAGAGUUGCGUGUAGAGACUACACAAGGUUUGAUUUCCAACCAUUUGCAAUGACAUGA
Messenger RNA from Clunio marinus, 2313 nucleotides. NCBI's taxonomy places the organism in Eukaryota, Metazoa, Arthropoda, Insecta, Diptera, Chironomidae. The record is from the annotation of a GenBank genome assembly.